GUCGCAGCAUCACGCACUCCAAAGAAAGAAGAGACCAGAAAAGAAAGUCGCUUUUCGUCCUCCGUUAAUCGCCAAGGUCCUCCCUCCUCUCGAUCCCCCGUCUCGUGCCUGCUCCACCGAUCUCUCCCCGUCCCGAGAUCGCGUCAGAGCCACUCGCUUUCCUCCCCUCCCCGCCUCCUGCGUCUCCGAGGCCGGGAAGAAAGAGACGCCGCCGUCGGCCUACCUCGGUACCUCCUCCCCGCGAGGAGCGAGCGUCCACCCUUUUGUGUCCUGGAUUGAACGCUUUGCUGAUCAUCCGAUCGGAAAGACGUGGCUGCAAUCGUGCCAUGUUCUGCGGCAGUGGCAAUUACCCUGUAGCACAGUUAUUGGAGUUUACAGUUACAGGCUUCAAGUGGGCUCUUGCUAUUUGAUUCUUACAGUUUGCAGAACACAUUCCAAUUGAUCAGAUGAAAGUCAUGUCUGUUUAUUCUGAAGUGUAGCAUCAUCGCUGCUUUUUGAAUAAAUAGCAUUUCUCUACACAGAACACUGCAAAAUGGAUCGUAGAGAUACAUCAGGGUUUGUAAGUGGGGGCUGCAAAGAUUGGACUGCUAAGCACUAGAUUUUCUAACUUGGUAGCUUUUCUGACCAUUAUUUAAUCUGGAAGCGGGGUACUUCUCCAUAGAGGUUGGCUGGGCUUGGGCACCUGAGAUCACUGCCACUGAGAACAAUGGACCCCAGGCAACUGUCAGGGUUUACUAUAAGUUUCUCAAAUGGAAGUGCCUUCGUGAACGAGUUCUCUGUCAUUCCUGGAGCCAUCCAUCCAACAGCUAGUCCUAGUCAACUUGAUGUGCUAGGUGGGCACAGUUUGUACAACCAGCCCAGAGGGACCAAGAGAAAAUUUGAUGGCUUGUCGCUGAGUCUGGGAAACUCAUCAUGCUCAGAUUCCAGCAAGCAAAGCAUGCCUACUGGCUGCACCAUUUCUUCUGCUAAAGGUACCGAUGAUGGUUCUUCUGUUGAUUUGGGCUUAAGUUGUUUUACUCCUGGCAAUGAAGGCACCUCCAGGCUCGAUAAGACGGCUUCUGAUUUUAGGAGGGCUUCUGCAAAAGCUGGGCUGGAUCUUGAGUUAUCUUUGUCUGUUGGACCAUGUCAAUCUGGUAUUACUGGCGCAGACCUGAUUGCAGCAACCAAACAGAAUAACACAUUUCUGGAAUCUUGCAUGAUGCAUGAUGUUCCAACAGUUGAUGAAGGGUCUACAUCUCUCCGGCGACCAUCUGGUGGCCAGGUCCGUGCAUUCAUGCACAAGACUGCAAAAAUGGCUGGAGUACCUCUGAGACAAGUUUUCCCAGGUAGCUCUAGCAGGACUCAAGGUUCAAUUAUAAUGCCAACAUUUCCUCAACUACAAGACAGUCCACCAGCCUAUACUUCCGGGUUUGUCAGUCCACCACAGCGCAGCAUUAGCACAAAAGUUUGUUCUUUUCCGGGAUGUCGAAAAGGAGCCAGAGGUUCCUCAGGACGAUGCAUUGCACACGGUGGGGGUAGAAGGUGCCAGAGAGAUGGUUGCAACAAAGGUGCUGAGGGCAAGACCAUCUACUGCAAAGCUCACGGAGGGGGAAGGCGCUGCGAAGAACUUGGGUGCACCAAGAGCGCUGAGGGCCGUACUGAUUACUGCAUCGCCCAUGGUGGUGGCCGACGUUGUAUCAAUGAAGGUUGUAGGAGAGCAGCAAGAGGGAAAUCUGGCCGCUGUAUUAGACAUGGUGGUGGAAAAAGGUGUCAACAGGUGAACUGCACAAAAAGUGCAGAAGGGCGCUCAGGCUUAUGCAUUGCUCAUGGAGGUGGCCGCCGUUGUAUGCAGGCUGGUUGCAGCAAAGGUGCCCAAGGUAGUACUGAUUUCUGCAAAGCCCACGGUGGUGGCAAAAGAUGCACAAAUCCCACUUGUACCAAGGGUGCAGAAGGAAGCACGCCAUUCUGCAAAGCCCACGGAGGAGGUAAACGUUGCGCAACCCAAGGUUGCACGAAAAGCGUACAUGGGGGGACCCAAUUCUGUGUGGCUCAUGGAGGUGGAAAGAGGUGUGCUGUAGAAGGAUGUACCAAGAGCGCAAGAGGCAGUACUGAUCGCUGUGUUGCUCAUGGUGGAGGCAAGAGAUGCAAAUCUUCUGGCUGUGACAAGAGCGCACAGGGAAGCACUGAUUUCUGCAAGGCCCAUGGAGGAGGCAAACGUUGUUCAUGGGGCCAUCAAGGAUCUGAACUUGGAGGCCCUCCUUGUGAUCGUCUUGCAAGAGGCAAAAUGGGCAUGUGUGCUCUUCACAACCCGCUGUUGGAAGAUGAUCGCAUCCAUGGGGGGCGAUCACUGGGUGCUUUCAGCAUCACGGGUGAUGCCCUUGAUCAUGGAGAUUGCUUUGCAAACACUGAAACGAGCAGGAACAACCUUUUCAGGCAUCCAGUGGAAGCUCCUAGUCGUGUGCCGUUCCCAGCCUCUGACCGUCGGGUUCAUGGUGGUGACAGCAUUGUGUCAAUGUUUGCUAAUGGCCUGAGCUUCGGAAACAAAUCCGCCAACGACACCGAGGCCAGUACCUCAACACCACACAACUGGAAACCUUCUUCUGAUCGCCGCAACCGGUUAUAGUGCCCCUACGUUUGCUGCCUGCCUUCCAUUUCGACAUGACUCGUUCCAUCUGGCAAGUAUCUUCUACUCCUGUGCUUCGGUGCAAAAUUCUAUGUGUGAUUGUGAUCUAUUGUCUCCUGGAUUUAUGAGCAGUAUUGUCCUAAUGUCCUCAUGCAUGCUUCACAUUAGUCAUUCCUGUGUGAGAUAUAUAUAAUAAUAGGGGAAAUAUAGCAUGAUAGGUGUUCAAGUGUGAAUUUUUAGGUCCUGUACUAAAGUCCGUAGUGGUAUCCCAAGUUAAUCCUGUUGGUAGUUCCUGUCUGUUAUAUCUGGAACUUUAUUGGAAAUAUUGAUGUCACAGAUGUUGUAAACAAUAAAAGGGUGUUUCCCGUCUGUUUUCUCUGUCGUAAAUAAAGUUAUGAUACACUUUAUGUUGUAAA
Brachypodium distachyon (stiff brome) is the source of this 3018-nucleotide messenger RNA. RefSeq lists its product as uncharacterized. The record is from RefSeq and is a predicted model, not a curated record. Lineage: Eukaryota; Viridiplantae; Streptophyta; Magnoliopsida; Poales; Poaceae. The coding region runs from base 707 to 2602 and encodes 631 amino acids. The transcript has 4 exons.